Messenger RNA from Theobroma cacao (cacao), 1203 nucleotides. RefSeq names its product integral membrane protein (Protein of unknown function DUF92, transmembrane). NCBI's taxonomy places the organism in Eukaryota, Viridiplantae, Streptophyta, Magnoliopsida, Malvales, Malvaceae. The record is from RefSeq and is a predicted model, not a curated record. Gene Ontology annotation, cellular component: membrane.
GUCUGAGGUGUUUGAUUUGGGAAUUCAUCUGCUACAUGCGCCAUCCAUUCCUCAAACUUAACUCUCGCCAAAUCUAUUCUCUCCCAAAGGGCAAAAAAGAUGGAGAAAACUCUAAUCCAACCGUUAAUCGCGAUGUUAAUCUCUUUCCUAAUCGCGAUUAGAUCCUACAGAAGAAAGUCUCUCGAUUUAUCUGGAGCUCUUUCCGGGUUUAUCGUCAUGGCAAUUCACUUCGCUGUCGGAUACAGGUUUGGAGCAAUGUUGCUGGCCUUCUUUUUUACUUCAUCGAAGCUCACCAAAGUUGGAGAAGAGAAGAAGCGACGAGUUGAUGCUGAUUUCAAGGAAGGUGGACAAAGAAACUGGAUACAAGUUUUAUUCAAUAGUGGUGUUGCAACAGUUUUGUCUGUGAUUAUUUGGAGUCUGACUGGAGGGGAGGAUAAGUGCCUAGAUUCAAAAGAGUCUGUUCUUAUCACAUCCUUAAUUGGUGGUAUAAUCGGUCACUAUUCCUGCUGCAAUGGUGACACUUGGUCCUCAGAGAUUGGGGUUCUUAGUGAUGCCCAGCCGCGGUUGAUCACAACUUUUAAGACUGUUCGAAGGGGCACAAAUGGAGGUGUGACAAAAACAGGACUUCUAGCAGCUUUGGCAGCAGGGAGUGUCAUUGGGUUGACAUUUGUUCUUGUUGGAUUUUUCACUACAACAUGUUCAACUGGUAUGGCCAUGAAGCAGCUACUGGUUAUACCCCUCUCUGCAGUGGCAGGACUUUUAGGAAGUAUCAUAGAUUCGCUGUUGGGAGCAACCCUUCAAUUCAGUGGGUUCUGCAGUGUUAGAAAUAAGGUUGUUGGAAAACCUGGACCAACAGUAAAGAAGAUUUCAGGUCUCAGCAUUCUUGACAACAAUGCUGUGAACCUUGUCUCAGUACUACUGACCACAGUGCUGACUUCAAUUGCCUGUGUGUACAUUUUCUGAGUCCAUAUGCAUAUUCUUCAUAAGGCGACCCUUUUUAGGCGGUUCAGACUGUACACUGUCGUAAGAAUGUUUAACAAAUGUUAGAAAAUGUAUCGCAAUCAGAUGAUGAACUUUAUAUUUGAUGGAAUCGAUGUGGGGGAAAAUGAAGUUCAUUUGUUCUUCAAACCAUACUGCUUGACUGGCAAGGUUGAAAUAAUAAUGCAAGAUGAGUGGUGCUUCAUCUUGGAGUGAUUUCGCGCA